AUGACUGUGCUGGGAAAUGGCUCAGUGAUCCUCAUCGCGGGCGCCGGGCCCGCGGGUCUCGCGCUGGCGCAGAUGCUGCGCAAGGGAGGCGUCCGGUUUGAGAUCUUCGAACGCGAUGAAUCGCGGCCGCAGGGCUGGUCUGUAGGACUCGACAAAUGUCUGGACGAGCUGGAGCGUCUGCUGCCGAGCGACAUCCCCGGGUUCGCGACGCUGAGCCCCAACUACGCACUGAAAAAGCUGGACGCGUUCACGGUCAUGGACGGCAUCACGCACCAGGUCGUCGGGGUCACGGGGUCCAAGAGCCUCGAGGAUCAGGGGCGGAUGUUCUUCUGUCCCCGCGAGAAGAUCCGGAACAUGCUCAUGCCGCACACCAACCUCCAAGCCGGCAAGCACGUCACGGGCUACCGAGAGGACGCGGACGGGGUGACGCUGCUGUUCAAAGACGGCACCUCGGCGCGGGGGACACUGCUCGUGGCCGCCGACGGGGCGCGGUCCCCCGUGCGCAGACAGCUGCUGGAGCACAGCCCCUUGAUCCAGACCAACUUCCACAUGAUCCACGGCAACGUGCGGCUCACGCGCGAGCAGUGGGCGCCCAUCCUGGAGCACUCGUCGUGCGGCAUCCUGCUGGGCACCGACACAUGCAAGUUCUACUUCCUGCUCACGGAGCACUGCGACAACGGCGAUGCCUGGUUCAACUGGAACACCGCGUACCGGAGCACCGACUACGCCGCCGACGACGCGUGGAUGUCUUCUGCGACCGCCGAGCAGCUCCGCGACCGGGCGCUGAUGGUGAUCAAGGACCUGCCCCCGUUCUUGCGCGACAGCGUCCGCCUCACCCCCGUCGAGGGCAUGCAGCGCCCGCCCGUCAAGCUGGCCGAGACCAUCCUGCCGAAUCAGCUCCUCCCGCGUGGUAACGUCACGCUGAUGGGCGACGCGGCGCAUUCCAUGCUCCCGUUCCGCGGCAUGGGCGCCAACACGGCCCUCAGCGACGCGUGCGAUCUGGCCAAAGCCAUCAUCGACGGGGUCCGCAAUUCCAGCACGGUGGACUCGGUUCUGCAGGCGUACGAGAGAAUCAUGAUCCCGCGCGGACGGGAACACGCACUCUUAUCCCAUGCGGUCGGAGAGGGCGCCGUGGCGAGCGAACUCGCCGGCGGUCGACUCGAGGAGGACGGAGGACCCAGGCCGUGA
This is a messenger RNA of Fonsecaea erecta, 1188 nucleotides long. RefSeq lists its product as hypothetical. Lineage: Eukaryota; Fungi; Ascomycota; Eurotiomycetes; Chaetothyriales; Herpotrichiellaceae. The transcript is spliced from 3 exons. The record is from RefSeq and is a predicted model, not a curated record. Gene Ontology annotation, molecular function: FAD binding. The coding region runs from base 1 to 1188 and encodes 395 amino acids.